Tarenaya hassleriana is the source of this 3603-nucleotide messenger RNA. RefSeq names its product endonuclease MutS2. NCBI's taxonomy places the organism in Eukaryota, Viridiplantae, Streptophyta, Magnoliopsida, Brassicales, Cleomaceae. Gene Ontology annotation, molecular function: mismatched DNA binding; endonuclease activity; ATP binding. Gene Ontology annotation, biological process: negative regulation of DNA recombination; mismatch repair. The transcript is spliced from 19 exons. Bases 898 to 3312 code for a protein of 804 amino acids. The record is from RefSeq and is a predicted model, not a curated record.
UGUUUGACACAACUAGGUUGGGCGUGGGUAACUGAAUUUCGAGUAUUCGACCAGAGGUUAGGUCGAGAAUGGGUUUGACAUCGGGGAGAACCCAACCUUCGAGUUCGAGUUUGGAUUCUGUAUCUGUGGAUAAUUCGAGCUGAGGGGAGAAAGGGUGAGCCAUCGACUGUUUUGGAGCGGUGCUGCAGUGGCGACAUGCGGUUAAGGCCGAGAUGGUUGAAAACAAAUGCUUUUAGGGUUUUGUUUUAAAGAACAUUGUGGCUCGCGAGAGGGCGUGCGAUUUAGAAAUUGCGCCUCGUCGCUCGCCCUCGCCUUGUCGUUCGUUUCUCGGACAGGUACGCCUCUCUCCUCGCCUCACUCCGACUCCCUCUCGUUUGGCUUCCCCUCGGCUCGCGUAUCCCCCUAGUCUUGGUAUCCGCAGAUAUCCGAGUCCUCGCCCUCGGCUCGCAUGUCCCCCUAGUCUUGGUAUCCGCAGAUAUCCGGAACCCAAAGCCCAAUCCAUUCCCACAAGACCUAAAUUACAUAGUCCGACCGAAGAACUGAGAGAAUGAGAUCAAGAUCAAGUACACCGAAAAAUUCGAAUAACCGGCCCGCGACCGCUCCUAUUUGACGCUACGUGGAGCAAAAUCGGCCUAAAAAACAUUUGAAACAGAGUUGCAGCUUAUCUUAAUCCAAUCCAAUCCGUGUUCAGAUGUGAAACUGUCGAUUCAAAUCCGGCAUAAUUCGAGGGCAAGAUUCCAAAAGCUAUAAAUCCAAGUGCGAGGAUCAACGGGGAUAAGAUGUGAGAUUUGUGCAGAUGCUAAAAUAGUUUCGAACUUCGGCCAACUCCUCAUAUGAGAUAAUGGAUUAGCCACGCCUUGUCUGAAACUUCAAAAUCACAGCACAGAAAAAAACAAUAUGCAGCUAACUUCGCCCAUGGUUUCCGGCAACUGUGCCUUUGUUGUAAGAAACUCUAUCAGAAGCAGCUUUCCUCUCAGAUUCUUCUCUUCUUCUUCGUCGUCGUCGUUUUCGUCUUCUUUUGGUUGCCGGGCAAAGUCCAAUGUUCGGUCCGAUACUCUGAGAGUGUUGGAAUGGGACAAGUUGUGUGACAUCGUCGCUUCCUUUGCCCGCACUUCUCUGGGUCGUGAAGCUACCAAGACUCAGCUUUGGUCUCUUGACCAGAAUUUCGAUGAAAGUUUGAAGCUUUUGGAUGAAACCAAUGCUGCUAUUCAAAUGCGUGAACAUGGUUCCUUUUGUCUUGACCUCACUAGCAUUAACCUCUCUCUGGUUGAGUCAGGCAUUCGUCAUCCUAGAAGAGGAUUAUCUUUACAAGCGGACCAAGCACUCGCCGUAGCUUCUCUUCUUGAAUUCUUUGAAACGUUACAGCUGACUCUGAAAGCAGCCAUCAAGCAAGAUGGAGACUGGUACAAACGGUUUAUGCCUCUCUCUAAAAUGAUAUUGCAACCAGUGAUAAACAGAUCAUUGAUCAAGAUGGUCCAGCAAGUUAUAGAUGAGGACGGUUCUAUUAGAGAUUCUGCGAGUUCUGCCCUGAAACAAUCACGUGAUCGAGUGAGGACUCUUGAAAGAAAGUUGCAUCAACUGAUGGAUGCUAUCAUAAGGAGCCAAAAGGAUGAAGUAUACUUGGAGGUGACUGAUGUUGGGGGGAGAUGCUGUAUACGAACAGGGUCAAACGAGCUAACAUCUCUCAAUGGUCUCCUGCUUUCCAGUGGUUCAGGUGCAGGGAGUGUUAUGGAGCCAAUAGCUGCAGUCCCUUUGAACGAUGAAUUGCAAAGGGCAAGAGCAUCAGUGGCAAUGGCUGAGGCAGAUGUCCUCUCAAGGCUAACUGAAAAGAUGCAAAUGGAUCUUGAUGAAAUCGAGGCAGUCUUAAGCUGCUCAAUUCAGCUGGACGUGAUAAAUGCUCGAGCCAUUUAUAGCCUUUCAUAUGGCGGUACACAUCCUGAUAUAUACUUGCCAGAAGAUGAAGCUGGAUCUUUGUCAGAGACAGACUACUCAACAGAGAACAACUUCGCAGAGGAACCACGCCCAAGAAAAGAAUGGUUGCUGUAUCUACCUAGAUGUUAUCACCCUCUACUGCUUCAUCAAUACAAGAAAACAAGAAGGAAGGUGCGGAAGAGUGAUAAAGAUGAUAAAAUGGCAGAUAUGGUCAAAGAAUCUCCCCCAGUUCCAGUUGAUUUCCUUAUUUCUCGGGGCACGAGAGUGUUGGUUAUUACAGGUCCAAACACGGGCGGGAAAACUAUUGGCUUAAAAUCAGUAGGAUUAGCUUCUAUGAUGGCAAAAUCAGGUCUUCAUGUCCUAUCGGCUGAAUCUGCACGAGUUCCUUGGUUUGAUAAUGUUUACGCUGACAUUGGCGAUGAGCAAUCCCUCUUGCAGUCGCUAUCUACAUUUUCAGGCCACCUUAAGCAAAUCAGUGAGAUUCUCUCACAUUCAACGAGCAGGUCACUUGUGCUGCUUGAUGAAGUAGGGGCAGGAACAAAUCCGCUUGAAGGAGCAGCACUAGGAAUGGCACUUCUCGAAUCUUUUGCUGGAAAUGGCGCUCUCCUGACAAUGGCAACUACACAUCAUGGAGAACUUAAGACGCUUAAAUACAGCAAUCCUGCCUUUGAGAAUGCUUGCAUGGAAUUCGACGACGUUAACUUAAAGCCCACUUAUAAAAUAUUAUGGGGAGUUCCAGGUCGUUCGAAUGCGAUAAAUAUAGCUGAGAGAUUGGGACUUCCCCAUGCCAUCAUAGACGGUGCCCGUGAACUCUACGGUUCUGCAAGUGCAGAGAUCAACGAGGUCAUCGUAGACAUGGAACGGUUCAAGCAAGAGUUCCACAAGCUUUUGAACUCUUCACAUCGUUAUCUAAGACUCUCUCGGGAGCUUCAUGAGAACCUAUUGAUCGCCGAAAGGAACAUCAAGGACCAUGUCAUGAGAGAGAGAUUAACGAUCAGACAACAACUAUCUCAGGCUGGAGCGAUAGCUCAUUCUACGCUUCGCAGAAAACUGCAAGAGUUCCGUGCUUCUCGGUUGAGCGAAAAUGCACAAACCCAUCUGAAAGUAGCCAUGGAAAAGGAUAAAGAUUCUGUAUCAGAUAAAAGGGUCACUCUUGCAAAGACAGCAACACAAUCAUCAUCUGCCCAAGUUGUCAAACUAAGGACUUCAGAGGCUCAGGCAGAGGGAAGUAAGAAGCUUCCUGAAGUCGGCGGCUCGGUUUUUGUCUCCUCUCUCGGAAAAUCUGCAACUGUUUUGAAGGUCGAGGAAAGGAAGAAAGAAAUCUUAGUUCAAGUCGGAAGCAUGAAGAUGAAGCUGAAACUGGCUGAAGUUAUGGCCUGACUGGUAAUAGUAACGGGCGAAGCUCAGAUGGGUUAUGACCUGACUGAUACAUCACAUGUCAACAAUGGGACAUGGAGAAGUUACUCCCUCUUACAAGUGUGUGUGUGUGUGUAUAUAUAUAUAUAUUAUGUAUGUAUCGACGUCGACGUUUAAGCUUAAGAAAAAAACAGAGACAACAAGGGUUGUCUUCCCCUGUUUGUGUAUCCUCGGUUGUCCACAUUAAUGUCUACGCGCCAGACAUGGGACUUCAACUUUGCUUGUAAUAAUCAUUAUAAUUGUUUUUUUUUUCAA